AUGAGUGCAGGGAAUGAUGAUAAAGACAGUGGUCAGCAGCUGGUAGGGGACCCUGGCUUGAGGAAGCAGUCUUCUGUGAACAGGACAGAUGAACAAUGGGAACGGUUCAGAAACAUUGACAAGCAAAAGUCAUCCGGAAAGGCACUCUUUAACCUGAGCUGCAGCCAUCUCAAUCUUUCUGAAAAGGAAUAUUUUGGAUUAGAAUUCUGCAGCCAUUCUGGAAAUAAUGUUUGGUUGGAACUUCUGAAGCCCAUAACAAAGCAAGUAAAAAAUCCUAAGGAGGUUGUUUUCAAAUUUAUGGUGAAAUUUUUCCCAGUGGACCCUGGACACCUUCGGGAAGAACUCACAAGGUAUCUUUUCACUCUUCAAAUAAAGAAGGAUUUGGCUCUGGGAAGGCUGCCAUGCAGUGAUAACUGUACGGCGUUAAUGGUGUCACACAUCUUACAAUCAGAAUUAGGAGACUUUCAUGAAGAAACUGUGAGGAAGCAUCUGGUACAAACCCAGUAUUUACCAAGCCAAGACUGUUUAGAGAGCAAGAUCAUGCACUUUCAUCAGCAGCACAUUGGCCGCAGCCCAGCUGAAUCAGACAUUCUGCUACUGGACAUAGCAAGGAAGCUGGAUAUGUAUGGCAUCAGACCUCAGCCUGCCAGUGAUGGCGAAGGGAUGCAGAUUCACCUGGCUGUUGCUCACAUGGGAGUACUGGUGUUACGGGGAAAUACAAAGAUUAAUACUUUCAACUGGGCUAAGAUCCGAAAGUUGAGUUUUAAGAGAAAGCAUUUUCUCAUCAAACUUCAUGCUAAUAUUUUGGUGUUGUGCAAAGACACUUUGGAGUUCACCAUGGCUAGCCGAGAUGCAUGCAAGGCUUUCUGGAAGACUUGUGUGGAGUACCAUGCUUUCUUCAGGCUUUCCGAAGAGCCCAAAUCAAAGCCCAAAACACUACUCUGCAGCAAGGGUUCCAGUUUCCGCUACAGUGGAAGAACUCAAAGGCAACUUUUGGAAUAUGGGAAAAAGGGGAGGUUAAAGAGCCUGCCGUUUGAAAGGAAACAGUAUCCAUCUCAGUAUCAUGAACGGCAGUGCAGGUCAUCACCAGACAUUCUCUCUGAUGUGUCAAAACAAGUGGAAGAUCUGAGGCUUGCAUACGGCAGUGCUUACUACCGAAAUGUGAAUGGAGUACACGCAUCUGAGCCUAUGCUAGACAGCAGGAGGAGGAACUCAGCAGUCGAGGUGACAUUUGCAGCAGAGCUGGAGCGUUCCAAACCAGAGGCAGAUCCCACACCGCUCCACCCAUCCCAAAGCAGUUCCUCUUUCACCUUUGUUUAUGCGGAUCCUGUCUUUACCACGGACCCUGAUCCCAUAGACUUCUUUGAGGAACGGAGCCCUCUAAGCUCCUUCCAAACAAACUCCAAGUUUGUGGACAAUCACAUAAGCACAUCUCCUGGUUUCACAAGCAAAGUGAGUCCAGCAAGGCAGCUAACAUACACCGAUGUGCCCUAUAUUCCUUGUACUAGUCAACAGGUUGAUAUUAUGCCUCCUCAAGUCUUUUUUUAUGUGGACAAGCCACCCCAGGUACCCAGAUGGUCUCCAAUCAUGGCAGAGGAAAGUGUGAGACCAGGCAGCUGUAUAGAUCCCAGUGCAAUAAAACCAGCCAAAAGGAGCCCAAGGAAUACCAGGAUAAAAAGCUUACAGCAAGACCUUCAAGAACUCCAAGAAGCUAUGGCUAGAACUAGUGGUAGGAGCAAUAUCAAUGUAGACCUAGGGGAGGAAGACCCACAUUUAGAUGAUGCAUUUGCAUAUAACCUUCAAGAGCAAACUCCUAAACGAUCUCAGAGUCAAUCGGACAUGAAAACUAUCCGUUUUCCUUUUGGGUCAGAAUUUAGACCUUUAGGACCUUGUCCUGCUUUGACUCGUAAAACAGAUCCGUUUACAUGUACAUUUGCAGAGCAGGAGUUUACCACAGUUCUAAUGGACCAGAGCUCAGCAGAAAGGUAUGUAGCUAGUGAGUCCAGUGAUUCAGAAUCAGAAAUUCUUAAACCAGACUACUACUCUUUGUAUGGCAAAGGAACAAAGUCACCUAAGGCCCGAAUCCGCUUGUCUUCUGGUAGUCUGCAGCUAGAUGAAGAGGAUGAAGAUAUUUCUUUCACCACACCAGGUGCUGAAGACAGAACUUUGCUAAAGCCAUGCAACUAUUUCUUAGCUUGAAAGAGGGAACUCUGUCAAUGUACCUGGCCAGUUCCAUGUUACUACCUUAGGUAAGACGUAAGAACCUUUUGAUACACCGUUUCCUUAGUCCUCUUAAUUGAUGCCAAGAGACUCUUCUCAUUUCAGGCACCCAGCUUAAGAAAGAUCAAGUUGCUGCCUCAUUCUAUGAGCUUCACUCUUGUCUUUCCUCCAAACAGACUCUUGAACAUGCCUUCUCCUCCCCAGCACUAUGGCAGUGUGAGGGAAGUGUAUGACACCACCAUUAUACAUUUCUUUGAGCAGAUAUAAUAAAUGAAGAGCCAUUCUUCAAUGCUGAAGAAUGAUGAUGUGGUUGGUGUAUGGACUGGCUUCUAAUGCCACUUUGUGAUUUAGCAGUCCAUGAUUAUGUUGGUGUUGUGUGUGUGUGUGUGUGUGUGUGUGUGUGUGUGUGUGCGCGUGCGUGCAAGCGCGCACACGUGCUUAUGUAACACUAAAUUAUGGUUUCUCUCCUCAUGACUUGUUUGGGACCCAGUGAACAGUCUUGUUAUAUACUAAGAAUGUUAAUAUACAUAGGUGAGUGGCAUAGAUCCUCUUAGCAGAACAUGUUUAGAAUUAAUAGAAGAUUUGACAGAAUCUCACUGCUGGAUAUUCAUGGAUUAGGCUCAUUUCUCAAGCCAGAUAAUGUGCCUGAUGAAGAUAUGAUGUUAAUUUCUAAUUUCUCUCUUCUUAACUACUUAUUAUAUAUGGUAGGAAUCAAUGUUAACAAGCAAGUUUGUUUAUUAAUUUCUCCUGCCAGAAUUUAUUUUUGCCAUAUCUUGGUUGUAUGCAUGUAGGCAAGGAUCUGAGGUGUUAUUUUAAUAAAGAGUGAUGGAAAAUCCACUCAAACAGAA
Molecule: messenger RNA, 3068 nt
Organism: Peromyscus maniculatus bairdii (prairie deer mouse)
Lineage: Eukaryota; Metazoa; Chordata; Mammalia; Rodentia; Cricetidae
Gene: Frmd7
Product: FERM domain containing 7
Biological process (GO): regulation of neuron projection development
Cellular component (GO): cytoskeleton
Molecular function (GO): guanyl-nucleotide exchange factor activity
Source: RefSeq, a predicted model, not a curated record